This is a messenger RNA of Hordeum vulgare subsp. vulgare (domesticated barley), 1589 nucleotides long. RefSeq lists its product as uncharacterized. NCBI's taxonomy places the organism in Eukaryota, Viridiplantae, Streptophyta, Magnoliopsida, Poales, Poaceae. The record is from RefSeq and is a predicted model, not a curated record. The transcript has 2 exons. Gene Ontology annotation, cellular component: chloroplast. Bases 602 to 1384 code for a protein of 260 amino acids.
GAAUCACAAAAGCAAGAACACUUUACUGGUGGUUAGGUGCUAGAAGCAUUUUCAAUCUAGAAUUUGCAGAAUGAAAAGGGCGAAAGCAAAUUCACACAUUAGCCGAACUCAAAAUUUAACUCCAAGCGGGCCAAAUGGAUCUCGACACAAAAUAAUUCGUGUCUGUGGACAUGGCCAUAGCUUCGUAGGGCGAAUGAUUCACUGUCACCGGCCACUCAUUGUAGCCCAGCUCUCGUUGUAUAAAAAGCGUAGGCAGACGCGGCCCAGCUAGCAGCUCUAUUUCAGCCCAGUUUAUGAUUGCACGGCAACUAGUGGGAUCCAUUGAUUGAUUCCACGGUGGCUACACACAGAACACUACUUGGUUCAAUGGAUAGGAACCGAAACGAGGCAGGGCCCCAUUCCCCCGGAAAGUGGCAUGGGCUGAAAUGGACCUGAGUGAACACGCAGCACGCAAGGGGCAACUUGGUCUUGUCAUGUAGCACAGCAGCGUGGAUAUCGUUCCCAGGCUCCAGGCAACGAGAGGUGCAGAAACAAACUCCCCCACGGUUACUCUGCAGACCAAAAGCAGCAGCAUACCAAAGACCCAAAGAAUCGAGAGGAGAUGCUUACUCUUAACACCGUUCGGACAUCCCUUCCCUCGCCGCGCAGAUCCUCCCCGCGCCGACAUGCAGUGCAUCUAAGCAGGAGGAGAUUUUCCAUCUGCAAGAGCAGCUCCGAAGAUGCUGGAUCCGACGCACCCCUGCCGCACGGCGGUGACCAACGCCAGCAGGAGGUGCUUGCAAAAAUCGCCAUGCUUCAGACGCAGAAGGUCCGGAUCACAAACUUCCUGGACGAGCGGUCUGCUUACCUGACCAAGUUCACCAAGGACGCCGACACCGAGUUCGACAUGAUUGGGCAGAACGCCAUGAAAGAGCUCGAUCAAAUUGGGGACCAGAUAAUGGAGCGUCUCGACAGCAAGAUGCAGUCCUACGAGGAGACAGCUGAAAUGCAAAGGCAGGAGAUAGAAAUGAAUGAGAGAGUGUUAGAAGACUUCGAAGACUGGAUCGAAGAGGAGAAAAACGAAGGCAUGUUCUUCAAAAGCCUUGGCAAGGUCAAAAAACCUCAAAACAAUGAGGAAAUCAAGGUGAAGGCCAAGAUCGAAGCACAGAAGGUCAGAGAGAUUGCAGAGGAGAGUGCAGGGUCAAAAACUCGGAUGAAUAUAUACCUUGCACUCAUGGCGAUACUCGGUCUUACAAUCGCAAAUGCCGUCUUUGCAACACCAGAGGUGGAAUGGAGGAAGGUUGCUGCUCUGGGUCUAAUUUUCAUUGGCCUGGUUGCUCAGGUCACCUAUGAGCAAGAUAUAUCCCCACCGGGAGCUGACAAGAAUGAAAAAAGAGAUGAAUGAAAGAGCUGUGCACCCUGAGAAAACAUCAAAAAGUAGCAAGAGCUUCAUCCAUAUAGAUGUAGACUGUAUAAAAUCAAGAUAUAGAUUGUGUGAUCUUAGUUAUCAUUUAAGGUGUAGCUUGGCCUAUAAACCACAGGUUUCUCAAACCUGAGGUCUGAUAAACUCAAGCUAUCUUCAAUCUUGCAACAAAGAUAUGUUUCAGCAA